ACAAUGCCACUGGGCCUGAAGCCCACCUGCAGCGUCUGCAAGACCACGUCGUCCUCCAUGUGGAAGAAGGGCCCGCAGGGGGAGAUCCUCUGCCACCACUGCACGGGCCGGGGCGGCACGGGCGGUGGGGGCGCCAGCUCGGGGGCGGCCGGCGGGACUGGGGGCGGCGGCGGCGGCUUCGGCGCGGCGCCCUUCGCUAGCACCUCGGCCGCCCCUCCGCAGAGCAACGGGGGCGGGGGCGGCAAGCAGAGUAAGCAGGAAAUUCACAGGAGGUCUGCUCGGCUCAGAAACACUAAAUACAAAUCUGCUCCAGCUGCUGAAAAAAAAGUUUCCACUAAAGGAAAAGGCAGAAGACAUAUUUUUAAAUUAAAAAAUCCCAUCAAAGCUCCUGAGUCUGUUUCUACCAUAAUCACUGCAGAAUCAAUCUUCUACAAGGGAGUGUAUUACCAAAUUGGAGAUGUUGUUUCUGUAAUUGAUGAACAAGAUGGAAAACCUUACUAUGCUCAGAUCAGGGGUUUCAUCCAGGACCAGUACUGCGAGAAGAGUGCAGCACUGACGUGGCUCAUUCCCACUCUCUCUAGCCCCAGGGACCAGUUUGAUCCGGCGUCCUACAUCAUAGGACCAGAGGAGGAUCUUCCAAGGAAGAUGGAAUACUUGGAAUUUGUUUGUCAUGCACCUUCUGAAUAUUUCAAGUCACGUUCAUCACCAUUUCCCACAGUUCCCACCAGACCAGAGAAGGGCUAUAUAUGGACUCAUGUUGGACCUACUCCUGCAAUAACUAUUAAGGAAACGGUUGCCAAUCAUUUGUAGUUUCAAAGGUAAAACGGAUUUCCAGUUAUCUUGUAUUCAUAGUACUACAGGAUAUUCCACAUGUUUCUUUAAUGACAUUCUUAGAUGGAAAAAUGACUCAAAAGUUUUUCCCAACUACUCAAUAAUAACUAGCUCAUUUAUUGCUAGUCACUUGAGAAAUUAAAAGGGAUAGCAAAGAAUUAAAUACAUUUCAAGUUAUAUACUACAUUCUGUAUGUGUAUCUUCACAGGCAAAAGCUAUCAUUUCCAGAGAGAGCAUUAGGAACUGGUAGUGUCUAUUUUUUUCCAUAAUUUAUAUGUAGAAACUCAUUAAAUGGAUUGUAUUUUUCUUUAAGAACAAAAAAUUAAGGUAAAUUAAUUAAGCUACCACGGGGAAGGCAGGAUAGCACAGAGAAGACAAGUAGUGACUCUAUAGCAUCUUACUACGCUGAUGGACAGUGACUGUAAUAGGGUAUGUGGUGGGGACUUGAUAAUGGGGAGAAUCUAGUAACCACAGUGUUGCCCAAAGGAUUGUAUAUUAAUGAUACCAAAAAAAAAACAACCAAAAAAAAUUAAUUAAGCUAUAACCAACAGUAUCUAUCACAAAGUUACACAAGCUUUAAUUUUUUCAUCUAGAAAAGGGUAGGCAGCCUGUUGGCUGCUUGAACCUUAAAGAAACUGAUUGGUGGAUUAUUUUAUUACCCCAAGCUUUUUUAAACUUCCUUUUAAUUCUUCUGUAGCAAACAGGGAUUCAGAAUCAUUUUGUUGAUCUUAAUGGAUCUGUUCUCCAUUAUUCUCUCUUACCUUCUUAGUCAAAACAAGGAUGCCAAUCAAACCAUAAAAUUUUCUGGUGCUAACAAGCAACUUCACUAAAAGCACCAGGGAAACCAGUAUUCAGGCAUCUCACUGGGUAGUUUCCUGACUACCAUUAGAACAACCAGUGGGCAGUCCUAAAAAUGAUUAAAUAGGUCCUUAGCAUCGAUAUCUUUAAAAAGUCUACCCCAAAGUUAAACCUUCAGCUUUAGACUCCUAAUAACAGGCCUAAAACAAGCAUCUUAUACUUAGAAUGCCUCUUGUUCAGGAAAUUGUCCAGAAUUCAGGUACAGGUUUUACUCAGAGUGCAGGUCAGCUAAGUAAGGGAGUGUGAAAAUGGGAGGAAGUGGGGAUUGCACACACUUGCCUCCCUUUGUAACCUGACUUAACCAGCAUUUUUCAACCCCAGGAAGAUGUGUCAGAAUCUUAACAUAAUCAGAAUGAUUUCGAGCU
Manis pentadactyla (Chinese pangolin) is the source of this 2054-nucleotide messenger RNA. It is a transcript of the gene GATAD1, whose product is annotated as GATA zinc finger domain containing 1. The transcript has 5 exons. Lineage: Eukaryota; Metazoa; Chordata; Mammalia; Pholidota; Manidae. Gene Ontology annotation, molecular function: sequence-specific DNA binding; zinc ion binding. Gene Ontology annotation, biological process: regulation of DNA-templated transcription; chromatin organization. Bases 4 to 810 code for a protein of 268 amino acids. Gene Ontology annotation, cellular component: nucleus. The record is from RefSeq and is a predicted model, not a curated record.